This is a messenger RNA of Myodes glareolus (Bank vole), 2159 nucleotides long. Its product is annotated as protein FAM163A. The record is from RefSeq and is a predicted model, not a curated record. Lineage: Eukaryota; Metazoa; Chordata; Mammalia; Rodentia; Cricetidae.
GCUGCGGCCCUCACCCCACUCUGGUUUAAGCAUAGCAAGUCCUCUGCCUUCAGGAAGCCCAUGCGGGCCUGGGUCCACUCAGCUCCUGUCCUCCUACCUACUACUGUGCAGAGAAUGUGGAUCGACUAUUCCUCACUUCCCGGCAUGCGUCUUUGCAGAGUUUGAUGGGGCGCCGGGCGGAUGACAGCGGGAACGGUUGUGAUCACUGGCGGAAUCCUAGCUACCGUGAUCCUCCUCUGUAUCAUUGCUGUCCUGUGCUACUGUAGGCUCCAGUAUUACUGCUGCAAGAAGAGUACAGACGAUGAGGAUGCGGAGGAGGAGGAGGAGGAAGAGGAAGAACACGACCUUUCCAUUCAUCCCCGAGCCCCCACCUGCAAUGCCUGCAGCUCCCAAGUCCUGGAUGGCAGAGGCAAUCUGGCACCUCUCACCAGCGAGCCCUGCAGCCAGCCGUGUGGGGUGGCCAGCCACUGCACCACUUGCUCCCCAUACCGCACCCCCUUUUACAUACGGACAGCUGACAUGGUGCCCAAUGGGGGUGGAGGCGAGAGGCUCUCCUUUGCCCCUACACAUUACAAAGAGGGGGGGACCCCAUCCCUCAAAUUGGCAGCACCUCAGAGUUACCCGGUGACCUGGCCAAGUUCUGGGCAUGAGGCCUUCACUAAUCCAAGGGCUAUUAGUACAGAUGUAUAAUCCUUUCACCCCAAUCUGCACACACCCAACACUGUCCCAGCAGGAGCCGUGGAGUGGAGGGGAACCUCCAGUAGUCCCCCACCAGGAACCGUCUCAGUUUCUCUGGCUUCCAUAGCAGAAGGUUCUUCACUAGGAUGUGAGCUAGUAAAUGCAUCAAGGACCGGGGCAGGAUCGAUGGCCCAGAAGUGGCGACCUAAUAAGCCUGCAAUGUCCCCAGUUUCUCUCUGACUCUUCCCUCUAACAGUCAAGCUCUACCACACCUCCCAGUAAGCCCAAACCCUUGGCUUCGCUGGGCUGUGCGAAGGAACGCCGGGUAAAGCCUAAGCAAAGGCUCUGGAGGCUUCCAGAGACCGUGGGAAACCAAGUGGGCAUGGACACAAAGAAGAAAUGGACACAAAGGGAAAGAUGAGGACUAGACAUUCCAGAAUUUGAGAGGAGAAAGAGGAGAAAGUGUUAAAGGAGCCCCCAGUUUUGCUGGCUGGAAUUCACCCAUGAGGUGAUUUACACUCUAUUUUUUUUUAACUUUAUUUGCCUGCUCUGAUAGGCAUAUGAGUUCUGAGAACACCACAUCUGCUAUCUUGCCCCUCCUCAUGAAACACAUCAAAUUGAGGCCAAGCGCCGUGACACACAGCUGUUUGUGGGAUCACAGCCAGGAGAGUCUACACAACCUUGUCUCUCCCCGUCAGUCCUUCCUUAUGCCCCCUGCCAGAGAACCUUCCCCAGAUUUCAAUCGCUGCAGUCCAAUAAACCUAGCGAGCAGAUCUCACUGAUUACCUCGUUCCUCCACACUUAGCCACAGAUGGAGAUUCAGCCCUGUGAGGGUGUGUGCAUGCCCAUUCCUGCACAAGCUCCUCUAGAGGCUGCUGCACCCCUUGAGCAUCCAUCUGUGAUGUGACAUUAAGAACAGGACCAUUUUAUCCCAUCAGGGGAUGUAGCCUUUUCCCCUGAGUUCUGAGGCGGGGGUCUCCUGAAGGCUGGCUGUGUCUUAGUAAUUACACUCCAUGUUUGCUUGCCCUCCUUCGGCCCCCUAACCCUCCAGCCUCAUGAUGAUGAGCUAUUUUUCUGUCUUACUCUGAUCCCCAAGUCCCCACACCUCCCACUUGUCAACUAGCAGUGGCCUUAUGGGUUUGUGUUGUUUGUUUAUUUGCUUUGUUUUGCUUAGGUGUUUUUGUUUUGCUUUGUUUUGUUUAGUAAGUCUGCCUGAUAAAUUCUCCAGCUACCUCUGUGGCUCAAGGGUCACUGUCCCCACUUCUAAGGGUGUAUGUUAAUGCCUGCACGUUCCUGAGUCACAGAAUGCUGUUGAGGGUGGGGCAGCAGAAGGGCUGGUCUUGCUCCUGAACCCUUGGUUGGCCAGGGUUGGAUGGAUCCUGGGCACAGGAGUAUCUGAUGUGGGUUGGAAACCACAAAAGGGGUGGGAGAAAGCCCACAGGAUUAGGAAGGGAAAUUAUUUCAGUUGUUGGUGAAAAGCA